AUGGAGAGGCAGUCCAAGCCGUCAGGUGCAGCAAACAAGAAAAGAAAAAAGGAGGAAGAGGAAAAACGAGCCCAAAGUAGAGAUGCAUUGAAAAAAUAUCUGAAGCCACAACAGCAACCUGUAAAUGCUGAAACAAAGGAGUGUGAGGAGGCCUCGGUGUCACUGCCUUCUUCCCAAGUAGAAGAACCAGAAGGAGGACCCAGCACCAGCAGCUGCAGCACACUCAAUGACGAUGUCCCAUUCCCCCAACCUAAAGAUACUUCACAAUCAACCACAAUAGGCACAGCAACAGAUGUAAGCGAGUACAGUGAGUCUGUUACAGCAGCACCCAUUGAUCCUGCUGACUGGUCACCCGAGUUGUCUCAUGGAGAGAGGAUUGAGUUGGUAAGUCGAGGGCCAUAUAAUCAAAUCAGAGUUCCCAUUCCCAAAGAAACAGGGUGGAAGAAGUUGUCAUCACCAAUACUUCUACAGACAGCUAGUGAACGGGGAGAAAAUCAAAAGAACAUGGCUGACAUAUUCCAAGAAAAAAGAUAGUUUAUACUGUUUUUGUUGCAAACUCUUUUCCCAGAAAACAUUUAAACUAAGCAGAGGUGGCUUUAAUGACUGGAAAAACUGCAGUGACUCACUCAAAAUGCAUGAGAACAGUCCAGAACAUACAAAGAAUAUGGGGUCAUGGAAAGAACUGGAGAGUCGUAUUGAAAAGGGGCAAACAAUUGACAAAGUUGAGCUGGCACUAAUAAACAAUGAACGACGUAGGUGGCGAGAGGUACUUCCCAGGUUCGUGGUUAUAAUUCAUAGUCUGGCAGAACGAAAUCUUCCUCUCAGAGGGUCCACAUACACACUUUACCAGCCCAAUAAUGGGAACUUUCUGAAAGAAGUUGAACUCAUGGCUCAGUUUGACCCUGUUCUCAAAGAACAUAUUGCGGAGGUGCCAGUCAUACAUCCUACCUAGGCAAUAUUAUUCAAAAUGAGUUUAUUGACUGCAUCAGUAAGAGGGUUGUGGAGUGCAUGGUGACCGAAAUUAGA
Messenger RNA from Macrobrachium nipponense, 1026 nucleotides. RefSeq lists its product as uncharacterized. The transcript is spliced from 3 exons. The record is from RefSeq and is a predicted model, not a curated record. Bases 1 to 534 code for a protein of 177 amino acids. NCBI's taxonomy places the organism in Eukaryota, Metazoa, Arthropoda, Malacostraca, Decapoda, Palaemonidae.